Cucurbitaria berberidis CBS 394.84 is the source of this 333-nucleotide messenger RNA. RefSeq lists its product as uncharacterized. Bases 1 to 333 code for a protein of 110 amino acids. The transcript is spliced from 3 exons. NCBI's taxonomy places the organism in Eukaryota, Fungi, Ascomycota, Dothideomycetes, Pleosporales, Cucurbitariaceae. Gene Ontology annotation, biological process: mitochondrial respiratory chain complex III assembly. The record is from RefSeq and is a predicted model, not a curated record.
AUGGCACUUGUAGCAUACAGAAACCUGCUGCGAUCAGCGCGCAUCGCUUUCCAAGGAGACAUGCCUACGCUCUUCGCCGCUCGAGCCGAAGUCCGCAAGAACUUUGAGCAGAACCGCCAUCUUUCCGCCGGAAGCGAAGAACUCUCCAGCUCCAUCUCACGCGCAGAGGAAGUGGCCAAGUUUCUCAAAGAGAAUGUGGUCCAGGGGCAAGCAACCGAGGGAGAGAAUUACAAGCUACGGAUACACGAGCAUACCGAGCGAGGGGACAACGAGGAUAUCAAGAAAGUAAAAGGGAAGAGUACAUUAGGAGGAGUCAAGUGCUGUUCCUCUUGA